AAACACAGACAUUCAAUAGAUACGAGCGAGCUUUCAUUCCACCGACGCCAGAGACAGAGAGAGAGCGUUCGGUCGGUGGUGAAUCUGGCCGCGAUCUGACGCCGAUCUCGCCGGAAACCAUGUCUUCCGGCAGGUACAUGGCCUACUCACCCUCUCCCUCCGCCCCUCCCUCUCCUCACCUCGGCGGCGCUCUUCGCGAGCAACAGAAGUAUCUAUCUGAGUUACUUGCAGAGCGUCACAAACUCGGUCCAUUUACACCUGUACUUCCUCAUAGUUAUCGGUUGUUGAAUCAGGAAAUAUUGCGUGUAACCACACUGUUGGGGAAUGCAUCAGUUUUAGAUCAAAGUGGGUUUGAACAUGCUAGCCCCCUAGCUUCAGGAGGAAUAUUUUCUAAUGGAGGAGCCAAUGUGAACAGACGGCCAUCACCGUUUCAAUCAGAAAUGUCAGGUUUGUUGCCGCCCUCAUCUGCACAAAGCUGGCUUGGUUCGCAAGGUAGCUCAUCUGGUCUUAUAGUGAAGAGAACAAUCAGGGUGGAUAUUCCAGUUGAUCAAUUUCCCAGUUACAAUUUUGUUGGCCGCCUCCUUGGUCCUAGAGGGAACUCCCUCAAGAGAGUUGAGGCAAGUACCGAUUGUCGUGUUCUAAUCAGAGGAUGUGGUAGCAUCAAAGAUCCUACUAAGGAAGAGAUCAUGAGGGGGAAACCGGGUUAUGAGCACUUGAACGAACCACUCCACAUACUUGUUGAGGCUGAAUUGCCAGUUGAGAUAGUUGAUGCACGUUUAAUGCAAGCACGUGAAAUACUGGAAGAUCUGCUCAAGCCCAUGGAUGAAACUCAGGAUUUCUACAAAAAGCAGCAGCUACGAGAGCUCGCAAUGAUCAAUGGUACACUUCGUGAUGAAGGUUCUCAAAUGUCUGGUUCUGUAUCCCCCUUCCACAACAACAGCCUUGGUAUGAAGAGGGCCAAGACUAGGGGCUGAUGGUUGAUCACUUUAUUAGUGAGCUUUUGGAGCUUGUGUGUUAGUCUCUGCCAUUAAAACAACAUGUCCCAUGCUAUACUUGUUGCUGGGCCUGCCAAUGCCUCCAACUGCCAUCGGGGCACUGGCACCGUGUUACGUGCCAGUUCUAACUUAGUUUCUAUAUAUAUAUAUGAUAUUAUGAAGCAUGUGUAUCGUGUGUCUGGAGGGAGGCUUAGUGACAGUAUACCAAGGUAAAGGGACAAUCCGAGUCUAAGGGUGUGCUUGUGUUUGUGUUGUUUUUAGGGCAGUUUGGUUAGAACAUUGUCCCGCCAAUGCUGUCUUUUCGUAUUGUUUUGGAUUUUAUUGUAAGCUUGGGAUGACAGUUUUGGUAUCGGUGGAGAGUCCUGUGAGAACUAAGACAUUAUUAUCAUUUGUGUACAUGAGUGAGGCAAAGUAGUGAUCUACUAACCCAGUAGUACAUGUCUCUGGGUUGGAGUGUUUUGUACUAUUUUCAAGUGUAGUUUGUUAUUUAGAUACUUUGAAAGCAUUAUUGUUAUUAUUUUCCUCAGAA
Camellia sinensis is the source of this 1524-nucleotide messenger RNA. Its product is annotated as KH domain-containing protein At5g56140. Gene Ontology annotation, biological process: regulation of mRNA splicing, via spliceosome. Gene Ontology annotation, cellular component: nucleus. Gene Ontology annotation, molecular function: mRNA binding. The record is from RefSeq and is a predicted model, not a curated record. Lineage: Eukaryota; Viridiplantae; Streptophyta; Magnoliopsida; Ericales; Theaceae.